GUAGAAGUGGUUGUUCAUAUUUGGUACCAAUAUACAAGGCAUAUCAACUUGAGCAUAAUGGCACCUAUUUCGACAGAAUUGGCUACUCUUCGCGCGCUUACAUUUCGCAUUUCCUCGACACCCACUGCACAGCUGCCUCAGCAUGUGCCUGCGAUAGCUGCAUCUUUGACGAAUUGCCGAACACUGCUAUCUACGGCUCAGGCAUCGGGAUCCAAGACGGCUUCUGAAGCUUCCGUAGCUGCCCAUAAGUACCGGACAUUACUAUCGACGCUGCUCCAAGAUCGGUCUAUCCAAGGAAGAUGGGCUGCCAUAGUACUUAUCAAAUCUACCAUUGAGAUCGGUGGCUGGGAAACUCUUCACAAGAGUCUUCCUUGGGUACGCGGCCUCCUUGGAAUCCUGACGAAGCCGGAUCCACCAACUUCCAAAAAGCUGUGCAUCAUCACAUUGGUCCGCAUCUUCAUCCUUACUCGCGAGUAUCCCACGUUGAUCCGUGAGAUUACCACGCCUUCUCUGCCAACAUUUGUGCAAACAUGUCUUCAAAUCACCUCCUCCCCAGCUGUUCCAGUUGGUCUUUUGCAAAUCGUCUUGGAGAGCUUCAAUCAACUACUUCCACGCCACCCUACCAUCUUCCGGUCUUACCUAAAGCAACUGAAUCAACUGCUGGGGCACACGAUGGCGCCCACUCCUUCCAGCAGACUCGGACGCGAACAGAUUUCAGGUCCGCGAUACCAGAUUACAUCACCAGUCUCCGACGCCGCCCGAGAGCUAUACACGCAACUAUCGUACAGUGCACCUAAAGGAAUGUCUGGUGAAGAGUGGCAGGCCUCGUUCAAGAAGAGUGUAGACAGUGUACACCGAGUUGCCGACCGAGUACUCCGAGCUGUGGUAGAAGAUUGGAAAUCCUCCCGAAAUGAGAGCCAGCUGACGAAUAGCGCUACCGUUGAUGACGAAGUGCAAGAGCUCGAGGAUACUAUCAUGGGCUUAUCACCCUGGUCUGGCAUCUUCGCUGGCGGAGAACGACUCGUUAAUCUCCUCAAGUUAAUCACAAUCCAUUUAGAAUGUGCAACUGCGGGACCGAUCAAUCUCAACGUCGGAACUAUUUUCGAUCUCUCGAUGCGCCUGCUCUCUGUCACAGUGCCUUAUACGUCUACCAAUAAGGACCUCCAGAACUACAUAAGGUUCAACAAUCAAGUCAGCAAGGAAGAGCGAGAAAAUCUUUGGUUGAUUCUCCCGAAACUUCAUGUAGCAGUGGUCGAAGUGCUGCUCGCUUUAAGUUGCCGGAUCAAUGAUACUAACGCUUGCACCGACGGGAUCGUACUGGACCAGCUGGCAGUGGUGUUUUCGGCAGAGAAAACCAUACCAGAAGUUCGCACCGCUUGCUAUCUGGCUAUAGCCCAGAUACUAGAACGAUCAGGCACCACGCUGCCAAAAUCCUCGAUCGAUCCAUUGGCCACACUUAUCCGUUCGUGCUGCGACGACAUCCUUCCCGUGGAAAAGCUCAACGCGCCCUCCAAACAGACCCCUCAACAAGACAAAACUAACGGGAAACAAAAGCAAGCGUCUAUGAACGCCGACUCGUUCCUGAAUUCCUCGAACGAGUACCAAAAUCCUGCAGCGAACCUUGCAGGUCUUCAAGAAGCCGCCUAUGCUCUUGUCACCGUGUUGAUAACGAAUAUCCCGCAUCACCUGUCGGACUCGUUGAGAACCCGUUUGGACCGUACGGCCAUCCUCUCGGGCCACAAAAAGGCACUCGUGUCUAGCGUCUUGAACCCGCCCCCGAGCAAGAAAUUCGGAAAGCCGGUCUCGAGCAUACUGCCGCUUUUGGCGCGGACGAACUUCAAUGAUCAAGAGGUGGAAGCUUUGAUCAAGCCCAGGAUGCCCGUGAUACGACUUGGCAAGCAGAGCGCGGACGACGAAGAUGUCGAGUUGGAAGACGAAGAAGAUGAAGAAGAAGAGGAGGAGCCGCAAGACGAAGAAGAGGAAGAGGAAGAGGAACACGAGAAAUUCGUCGGCCACGAACUAGAUUCAUUGCUGGAAACCGCAAACGAAGCAGGACGUCACAGCACCAACAACGUGGAUGUGGCUAUGAUGGAAAUCACUGAACGACCCGCCGCUCUUACCGGUCCCAUACCGUCUUUCAACACCUCGCGUUUCGAUGCCGAAGCCUCCGCGGGCAACAAGAGGUCGCAAGAAGGCAUCGCUCCGCCGUCGCCGGUGAAGCGGCCGAGGAUCGAUCAGAGUGAAGCUGUUGCGCCCACGCAGGUUGCUUUGAAUACGCAGACUGUGUCUUCGGAUGUUGGGGAUUCUACGUCAGUGGAAGCUGUAGUGGUACCGGCUACAAUGCCACAGUCAUCGAUUGCGCCAGCGGCGGUGGAACAGGAGAUCGUUAAGAGUGAUGACGAUGAUGAGGAUGUUGUGCCUCUUGUUUUCGGGCAGGAUACGGACGAGGAAUCAGAUUAG
Molecule: messenger RNA, 2460 nt
Organism: Periconia digitata
Lineage: Eukaryota; Fungi; Ascomycota; Dothideomycetes; Pleosporales; Periconiaceae
Source: the annotation of a GenBank genome assembly